Molecule: messenger RNA, 2621 nt
Organism: Struthio camelus australis
Lineage: Eukaryota; Metazoa; Chordata; Aves; Struthioniformes; Struthionidae
Source: RefSeq, a predicted model, not a curated record
CCUUGUUCUGUAGGAUUUACUUUUUUAUUGCAAGCAGAAUUCCCCUGGCACUGAUGCUUGUCCCCUGGCACAGAUGAUGUCCUGCCAGAUGGAAAAUCUGUCAACAUUUGUUUGGGUUCAUAGCCAAGAACAUUAUGAGGCUGCAGCGUCUGGGGAUAACCCAUGUUCUGAACGCAGCGGAGGGGAAGUCAUUCAUGCAUGUGAACACUAACGCAGAGUUCUAUGAAGGCACAGGCAUCAGAUACCAUGGCAUUAAAGCUAACGAUACGCAAGAAUUUAACCUCAGUCGCUAUUUCGAGGAGGCAGCUGAUUUUAUUGAGAAAGCACUUUCCCAGAAAGAUGGCCAAGUGUUUGUGCAUUGCCGUGAGGGCUACAGCCGUUCUCCUACAUUAGUCAUCGCCUACCUCAUGCUUCGCCAGAACAUGGAUGUCAAGUCUGCAUUGAGCACUGUCCGGCAGAAGCGAGAGAUUGGCCCCAAUGAUGGCUUUCUAAGGCAGCUUUGCCAGCUCAAUGAGCGAUUAGUGAAGGAGGGCAAACUGAAGCCCUAAAACAGAGCACAGUAGUAUUUUGGGAAGUUUCUCAAACUGUAAAAGGAUAUGUGUUAAGUGCUUUAGAUACCCAAACCCCAACCACCAAGCUAGGUCACGUAAUGUGAGGGAGACAAUUCCUGCUCUUGUCUAGUGUAAGUAUCUUUUGCAAACUCUGGGUCUUUUAAAAUGGCACAAAAUUCUCCCACUUCUCAGAGCUGUUGCAGUAAAGAAGCGUCUUUAGAGGGGAAACGCUGAUGAGAACAGCUGUUUUCACAUGUAUUUCAGAGCCCCCUGCAGAUCCUGCCAUGUAUGUGCUUUGCAUUGACCUUGACGGUGAUUUGUUUAAGCCUUGUCUUGUAUCCCACCAGAACACCGUUUUCUGAGAGCCCCAACACGUCUCUCUUCGCUCACUCUUAACUGAAGUACUGUAUUUUCUAAAGUUUCUCUUCCACACACACAGGUGCCUGAAGUCUGAGUGUAGGAGCUUCAAGGAAUGAAGAAGUAUAUAUGCCAAUGCACAGAUGCACUCUCAUGUAAAAUGAUGUGUAUACAGCUUUGUGUUUAGUGUGGGUAUACGCAAAACACACAGAGGAUUCAAGUGUGGUAGUAAAGACAUUCAGAGCCCCAUCUUAAUACACGCUGGAUUUCCAAGAAUAUUUGUUUCUUUUGCUGUUGCGGUUGACAUGAAGUAGUCUGAUAUUAACGGGAUUUUUGUAUUUUUAUUUUAAAAUCUUACUAGAAAAAAAAGUCAAGAGUAAAUGCUGAAGAAAAAACUUCAGCAAGGAAGAAAGAAUGUCUGUAUCAAGUAAUGCCUGUACAAGAUGUAAGGUAAAGUCCUAAGUGACAGAAUAGAACGGCUCCUGAGGUUUGUAUUGGAUUAUAGUGUCUCCCUUGACCCUCACUGUUUAUUAAACUUGAAAGCUUGAACUGAACCAGCACAUACGUAGAUUACUUUCAGGAGGGCAGUGCACAGGUGCUUGCAAAGCAGUUUGUAGAAGUACACUCUGUCUUGUUGGAUUGCUUGCAUGGUUCCAUUACAUAGAAGUGAGAAUUGCUAAGUAUCACAUGGACUAGCAAACAUUUCCUUUCUAAUAAAAUAAAUGAAGUCAUGGUUCUGUCUGACAUGGCAGAUGAAAUGAGUCAUUGCAAUGUUGGGAGAGGAAGCUUUGUUUAGGGUAUGCCUGACCUAGUGGGUAAAUAUGUGAGUGAGUUAGCAUAGCACUGUGCUAAUACAAAGGGUCUCCCACAAAGAACUCAAGAGUUGUUGGUUAAACUAAUAGAACCCUGAGAUGUUUAUGCUCAGUUUUUAUAUGUGCUUUAAUGUAGGUACAGAUUUAAAAUCUAGCACUAUUUAACAAGAAACACUCUUGUAUUAGUAAUGCAUAUAACCAUAGUUCCACAGUUUUGUACAUUCAAUUCACUUAUCAAAAAUCACAAAGGACAUAGAUUGUUUUACUUCUAGUUGGUUUGCCUUUUUUCCAUUUAAUCGGAUAGCUUUCUUGAAAUUAAACUCCGGAGAUGAUUAUUUUGGUUGAAGAUGGGGCUUAUUUCAGUUUCCUUGCACAGGAUGGGAAUUACCAACAAGUAGUACUUUGUCUUCUGUGGCCUUUAAAGGAACAACUGGGGAACACUGCAUAGCAAGUGUUUCCUUUCACCUCCCUACAGUCAGUCAAUAUUUAGUGCUUGUUCUGAAGCAGAAUGGUUCAGUAAUACCUAGCAGUAGAGAGUUCCUUAGGAUAAUUGCAAUUGCAAUUGUUCAGUGUCUCCCAUUUUAUCGAAUUUAAUUGCUGUUUUCAAAAUUCCUGGUUACUUUUUUCAUGUUAUGCCGUGUGGGGAAUAGGAAUGCUGGCCUUAUCUUUUCUACAAUACUGCCUUUUUCAUUCAGCAGUCUUAUUUAUAAAUCACACUUUUAAAAUGUUUACUGUGGGCCCAGAUUUUUUUUUUUCCUCUCUCUGCCUGCACUGUGUAUUCAUAACACCUAUCCACGCUACAGGAAAAACAAACAAACAGAGGUGCACAUGCAUGCACUUUGGCUUUGAUUUGUUACUUAGAACUCAAAAAUUCCAGUCCAAUAAACGACUAAACAAACUA